CUGAAUAAUCAGCUGCUCUUCAGUUUUAAUCUCUCAUUGGUUUGUUUUGAUUUUCGUGGCAAAUUUUACUUACUAUGUUGAAGAGCAGCAAUAUAAAUAGCGUCCUCAACGAGCUCCCCGAACAGUCAGUUCAAUCAUCCUCCAGUUCUAAUGGAAAUCCAAAACGGGAUGCGGAAACUUGUUGCUCCUCCAAGGAUCAGGAUGUCAUGGGCAGUCUAGCCGCCUUGCAAUUAUCCGCCGGGGUACUCCAAAUAGCGGAACCCCCUUUAGAACAUGUCCGUGGACAGCUCAGGGAGUUAAUUGGAAGGCAAAACAAAAUAUACAUUGACUUGUCCAAGGAGAAAUACAAACUGGACUGCAGCGAAGUGGCCAAACUGAACGACAUGAUGAGUGAUGUGAAGCGAUACAAGGAAAAAUUGACAAAGAUCAAGAAAGAAAUGCAGGGCGUCUACCAGCGAACCAAGGAGUUAAAGAAACGAGCCGCAAACGUGGCGGCCUGCAAGCAGCGUGACUACCAGCGGAAAAUCGACAGGCAACAGCACGAGGAGUCCCUCAUCGGCAGUCAGUAGACGCACUGGGUCGGAUCUUCACCAGAUCUCGGAUUUUACAAGCCUCUGCACUCUGUAAAGGCGCAUUUACAUUGGGAUUUCCGUUAACAACUAGCUAACAACUUAACACAGAUAACAGUUGAACAAAAGUUAAACUAUUUGGAUACAUAAGUAAUAAUAAUAAUUGUAUAUGUUAUAAGAGUUUGCUUUUGUAUGCCUGCGAUAAGUCGGAAAGCAUUACAUUGUAUAUUGUGUAUAGUUAAGUAAAUACUUAAGAGAUUUUGCAGAAAAAUGGAGCCACAUGCACUCGGAGUAAGGAUAUCCAAUGGCUACAAUACACUUAGCUACAAAUGUUAUUUAUAAAUAUACAAAUACGUAAGUGUAACAUUAAGAUGGUGUGGAGAAACAAUAGUUGAACAAUCACAGCGCUGAGGCAGCGGCUUAUAUAAACUACAAUUGACAUGCAAACAACCUGCUGCGCUUGGAAUUCUACAAAUAAUUAAAUUCUCAAAUUGAAUUCAAAGGUAAAUGAGGAAGAGAUUCGCCUACGCGGCAUGCACGUACAUAGGUGGCAAUGUGUGGGAGUGUGGGGUUACUAGCAUAAGUUACUACUUAAAUAAAGCACGUUUACAAUACAGGUA
Drosophila elegans is the source of this 1189-nucleotide messenger RNA. It is a transcript of the gene Pldn, whose product is annotated as biogenesis of lysosome-related organelles complex 1 subunit 6. The transcript has 5 exons. The record is from RefSeq and is a predicted model, not a curated record. Bases 75 to 569 code for a protein of 164 amino acids. Gene Ontology annotation, biological process: intracellular transport. Gene Ontology annotation, cellular component: extrinsic component of membrane; BLOC-1 complex; transport vesicle. Lineage: Eukaryota; Metazoa; Arthropoda; Insecta; Diptera; Drosophilidae.